AAGCGGUCCCACAUACAACUCAGUCACAAAUUUCUAAUGAACCACUGCUACUAUGCAGAAACUGUCCUAGAAAACAACAUUUAUUUAUUUAUUUGGAGUGGAUAUUUAAGGCAAAUAAUAAUAACAAUAAGUAAAUCAAUAAGAACUGAGAUGGUGUUCUUUGUCAAAAGUCUGGUCCUGUAUUUCUUAGUGUUAAUACUCUGUUUUCUGUCCAUUAAUGCAUAGGGCAAGGAGUUGUUCAACUUUUCUUUUGCUGAAGGAGAAACAUAAAGCCAAGUAUCAAAGAACAAUGCAUUUUUUAACAAAGCAUUUCUUUAUUUCUUUAAGUUCAGUAGAAUUUUUUUGUUCCAGUUUUUUUUUACACAUAUCUUGCUUAAUAGACAAGUCUAAAUAUUCUUACAACAUCACAAUCCAGUCCAGCUGCUGCAAAUCUGCUGACCUUUGUUCCCUUCUUUGUGUUUCCACCUACUUAGUUUUAUUAGUGUUUGACUUAAACUGAAUUUAUUUAUCGAAUAAAGAUAGAUAUAAAAACAUAGAUAUACUGUGAACAGCAGGAACAUGCCCAUAUUGUAAUGCUUUUAGCCGUAGCUAAUUUGCAGCAUUUGUCCUUAGCUGGGUUUUUUUUCCCACAAUUACAAGUAUAAAUAAAAUGGGAAUAAAAUACCAGAAAUUAAAAAAAAUAAAUAAAAAAUAAAAAACAGUCAUUGUUAAAAUUACAUAACACAGUUACAAGUAUUUAUCAAAGUAAAGUCAAUUAAAACAAAUGAUGGCAAAGCCCCUUUGGUACAUAAUUUUGUCAAUAGGUGGCGCUAGUGUGCUAGAAUGCAACAUAAUUAAACCACAAAAGUCUUUUUUCCCCACAGCACAAACAAGUAAACAAUAAACUGAGUUUGUAAGCCAUAAACAGUCAGCCGGAAGCCGUGCUGUCACAAUAAAACCCCCUUUAAAAACCAGCUGAGGCUCGCGGCAGGGCUCGGUGGAGCUCGGCAGGAGUGGCGGUGUUUCCUGGAGGCAUCUGUCGGCACCACGGUCCGCUCCGCUCAGUCACCAGCGGCUGCUCCGCUCCCCUCUCUGUCGUUACGCCGGUCGUUUCCUGAAAAACACAGCUUGACACUCCUCCUCCUGAAAACAGCAGUCAAGGUGCAGACAAACAGCAGGAUGUUCGAGCCCGCGUGCGGGUCAGAACGUGACUGUUAGCAGGAAGAGAAGCCCGGAAUAGAUUUAUUUACUCGUUAAUACUUUUAAAAAGACUAGUAAGCGCACUUUAUUUUGAAACGAGGAAGAGGAUGCAGGAUUUAUUUUAAUCUUUUUAUUUUUAUUUUUUUUACUUGUGUGGACGGGAACAGCCACAGCCUCGCGUGCGUUCGUCCAAGAGAAGCAGCCUUUAUCGGAGGAUGUAAAACAGUGGGACAUGUCGUGAAGUGACUGGGCCGGUCCCGUGGAUUGCUUCUGGAGCCACCCCGACCCGUUAGCGCUCCGGUGGGCCGAGUUCAGCUGCAAGAGCUCCCAUUUCUGGUAAGUUCGGACCCAGUCUCCCCUCCCGUCCCACCAACGCCGUGUUUAUAUGCGGCUGGGUGGACUGUUGAGGCUCUGCGGCCCCCCCCCCGGGUAAAGUAGUUCGAGUCGGGUCCAGGAAGGACGCAAAGCGGGAAAAGUAAACGUACGUGCAGGACAUGGCAGCUGCCCUCAGCGGCCGAAACCCUGGUGGACGUGGGCCUAACAAAAGCAAGGGGCGCAUUUUAGGCAUCUUUGAUGCAAUCCAGGAUGCGGUGGGGCCGCCAAAGCAAGCUGCAGCUGAUCGGAAAACCGUGGAGAAAACCUGGAAGCUCAUGGAUAAAGUUGUUCGACUCUGCCAAAAUCCGCGCCUGCAGCUGAAAAACAGUCCACCCUACAUCCUUGACAUUUUACCCGAUGCUUACCAACACCUGCGCCUAAUACUGGGAAAAUAUGAGGAGAACCAGAGACUCACUCAGCUCAGCGAGAACGAGUAUUUUAAAAUCUACAUCGACGGCCUCAUGAGUAAAUCCAAACGGGCCAUCCGCCUUUUUAAGGAAGGAAAAGAGAGAAUGUAUGAGGAGCAGUCGCAGGACAGGAGGAACCUGACAAAGCUGUCACUGAUCUUCAGUCACAUGUUAGCUGAAAUUAAAGCCAUCUUUCCUGGAGGGCAGUUCCAAGGCGACACCUUCAGAAUCACCAAAGCUGAUGCUGCUGACUUCUGGAGAACAUAUUUUGGAGAAAAGACAGUAGUGCCAUGGAAAGUCUUCAGACAGUGCCUUCAUGAAGUGCAUCCCAUCAGCUCGGGCCUGGAGGCAAUGGCCCUGAAAUCCACUAUUGAUCUCACCUGCAAUGACUACAUUUCUGUCUUUGAGUUCGACAUCUUCACACGCCUCUUUCAGCCGUGGGGAUCAAUACUGAGGAACUGGAAUUUCCUGGCAGUGACACACCCAGGAUACAUGGCUUUCCUAACUUAUGAUGAAGUCAAGGCUCGACUGCAGAAGUUCAUCAGCAAGCCUGGCAGUUACAUCUUCAGACUGAGCUGCACACGUUUGGGUCAGUGGGCGAUUGGCUACGUGACCGGCGACGGCAACAUUCUGCAGACCAUCCCCCACAACAAACCACUGUUUCAAGCUCUGAUCGACGGCUUUCGAGAGGGCUUCUACUUGUUCCCUGACGGUCGCAGUUACAAUCCGGACCUGACGGAUUUAUGUGACCCGAUGCCUCAUGAUCACAUCAAAGUGACACAGGAGCAGUAUGAGCUGUACUGUGAAAUGGGAUCCACUUUCCAGCUCUGCAAGAUCUGCGCCGAGAAUGACAAAGAUAUCAAAAUCGAACCCUGCGGACAUCUGAUGUGUACGCUGUGUCUCACGGCUUGGCAGGAAUCAGAUGGCCAGGGUUGUCCCUUCUGCCGCUGUGAAAUCAAAGGGACGGCACCCAUUACGGUAGAUCCCUUCGACCCGCGAAAUGAGGGCGCCAAGUGCUUCUUUCUGGACCGACACAGCAGCCCAAUGCUAGACUUUGAUGAUGAAGAGGACAGAGAAGACUUUUUGGUCAUGAAUGGACUUGCCAACAUUAGAAAGCAUUGUUCAGAGCGUCAGAAUUCCCCUAUGGUGUCUCCAAGCUCUUCACCCGGCAGCCAACAUAGGAAAAUGCUCGGUGGUGAACCCAUUCACAGCAGCCAGCAUCUCAGCCUGCCUCCAGUGCCCCCAAGACGUGAGCUCAUCCAAAAAGGGGCUCUUCGCUCCCCUUCUGCCAGUCCCAUCGGCUCCCCAAAGUCUUCGCCAGGCAUGUCCAGGAAGCAGGACAAGCCACUCCCUGCCCCACCUCCACCCCACAGGGACCUACCCCCACCUCCACCCCCCGACCGUCCCCUUCCUAUCCUUCCCGAGGCACGCCACUCCUGGGUCCCUGGCUCUUUUUUGCUGUCCUCACCUCUCUCCUCUUCGACUGGAAAGCUGUCAGAUUCCUGCCUUCCUCCCGAGAGCCGAUGUGCCAAAGAUGCCAACAUGGCGGACGCCCACAGGGCCUUAGAACCAUUCCAGCUUGGACCUGCCAGGUUGUCUCAUAUAAACGGAAGACCGCUCAGUUGUCCACCUGAAAACUUUGGGAGACUAAAUCAUCGGCUGGAGGGGCCGGGAAAAUCAGAGUGUCCAAAGGUCUUUGCUAACGAUGUGCCAGUAGCUGAUAGCGAUGACAUGGUUCUCUCCCAGAACUCACCACCGCACUCAGUUUAUCUCAGCCAGAAACCCAUGGACAGCACUCCUCCAGAGGCCCUAAUGCAGCAGGAAAAGCCCAAAUCCCCCAUGUCCGGUCGACGAGCAGAACCAGCCGGACCGUCAGUUCCAGGGGGAGCGCAUGCAGGCCCGUGUCCCUUUCACAUAACCCACUCUGACUAUGACACUCUGCUUCCGCUUCACGAAAACUCCCUGAACAGCUGUCAGCAGUCUCAGCCUCCCCCUCCUCCUGCACGAAACAGUUUCAUUGACAUUUCCUCGUCUUCAUCGUCCUCGUCGUCAUGCAGCGCUGGAUCCUUCCUCUCACACUCGCUGUUAGCCUCUGACAAAGUGUGUGACUUCUCGAACAGCUCUGCCCCCCCGCCUCCUUCCAGACGGCCCACAGCAUUUAAAGUCUGUCCAGAUUACGACCUCCUCCCUCCUGUUGAAGCCCCGGCCCGGCCUCCUAAACCCCUCCCUAGAAAGAUCCCCUCUGACAUUCAGCCUGGAAAAGCUCACAGCCUGGAGUCGGACCACGAGGACGCAAAGAUCGCCAAGCUGAUGGGGGAGGGUUAUUCUUUCGACGACGUAAAGCGGGCACUGGUGAUCGCCGAUUACAAAGUCGACGUGGCCCGCAACAUCCUGAGAGAGUUUGCCUUAGUGAGCCCCAGACUGAACCUCUAGUCCUAACGGUUAAAUGGGGCGGAGGGGCUCCUCCAUGAAGCUGUGCCUGAUAAAAGGGCUUCUUUUCUCUGAGUGUUGGAGAAAUCAGAGCUUCACGGGAACAGAAGCGUUUUAAGAGAGAUUUGCCUUGCGUUGCCAAACAGAGAUGUCCAUGCACAAAGUGGCUGAAACCAAACGACUGAGGAGGAGUCAACAGUGGAUGUGAGGGAUUCAGACUUGGAAAGAAAAGAGGCUUUUUGUUUACAACAAGCUUUGCCAGUGCUGGCCUCUGGUUUUAAACACUCCUGUCAGACUCAGGACUGUGUUAAAAAAAAAAAAAAAAAUCGCCCUAAAUCUGCUACUGCUGCUAUGAAUUGUUUUACAUCCUGUCACCCCCCCUCACUGCUUUAGGGCCUCAGAAAUAAUUUACUUGAGUUUACAUUGAAAAUCCCUGGUUAACAUUUAUUUCCUAUGCAACCAGUAGGGGGAGCCACAGUUAGCCAUUUCUUGUAUCAUGCCAACUUUUUCAGUGUUGGACAAAUGUGUUGAUUGGACUGUACCAUUCCUCCUGAUGGGGAGGUUGUUUUCUGUUUUAAGCAGGAAAUUAUAGAAUUUUAAGAAAAAAAAAUGUGACUUUUAUCUGCCUUAAAGCAAGAAGGUUCGUGUGUGCAUGUUCUUGUGCCUGCAAUGGGUUCUCCACAUAUCCCACAAACAACAGAUUUCCAUUGAGAGAAAUGCUGGUCACCGGGUUGUGCGAGUGGUUACCUCUCUGCCCUGUCGACGCCAUUCCUCACGGAUGGCGCGUGUUGAGACCUGACAGACAGUUCACUCUGCAGCCUCAUCCUCCUGUCUCCACUUCAAUUACACAGCCACCAUAUGGUUAAAUGGUCGUCAUUCCACACAUGUUUGAGCUCUGACUCUUUGGAUUUGUUUGAUUUGAUUUGGGGGGAGUUAGGCGGCGCCGCCACUGAUAGAAUUAUGUAAAGGUGUAUCAUUUUACUAGAAAACAUUCAAACUCUGAAAUGUCAGCUACAACCGUGCAGUGCAGCAGAUGUUAAAACCUCCUUACCUCAGAGUCUGGAUCAGCUGUAUCUCCAACCCAGAUGACUGCAAAGUAUUUACUCCAAAACAAUUCAGUUUAAGCAGUUUUUUAAAUAUUUAUUUGAAAGUUUUAUAGUUGAUCUGUGCCAGUAGCUAAAGGGAUAUGUUGUUUUUCAGUGAUGUUUUGUCUAAAACGUAAUUAGUGAGACGUCAACCACGGAGGAGACGGUGGUCAGAGCUCUGACUCUUUAGUCGUUUUUAAUUUAUCAGUAUUGAAAUGUAGGAUUUUGUAAUAACGUACUCACCCAAGUCACAUUAAAAAUGACUUAUGGUUUUUUUGAGCUCUUGGUAGUAUUUUAAAGUCGUGGAUGACUCUGACCUGAUGUCCUUUUUUGAGAAAACAAUUCUUUUAAAUUAUGAUUCUAAUGAACCGGCAGUAAAACAAUGGCCUUCCGUCCCUGCAGAUGACUUCUUAAAGAGGUUUAUUCUCCUGAUGCUAGAGGUUACUAACCUUUUGUUUUAUUGUUUUUGUAGGAUUUUUAAAGGUCUGGUGCUGAAUCCCCCUGACUUCAAGUAUUAAGCAAACAGAUUAUUAGUUUGCAAACAUUUUCACUGCUGAUAAUCAGAAAAAUCUGACUGGAAAAUGUGUUUUUUGUACACCAGAGUAGAAUACUUUCAAUAAAAUUGUAUGUUUAUUUGACACGCCCAGGAAUUCAAACGUUUCUCCUAAUAAAACAAUCUUAGCAGGUUCUUUCCUGCCUAGUUUGACCCUGAAAUACUUGGAUUACAAUCUGGUUGCCAUAGAUACCUGUCAAACAAUAACAUGCAGUGUGCUCACUACAGUUUCUAUUGUUCCAUAAGAUGUGCAAUAGGAAUAAAAAUGAGGCUUUUUGAUACCGAUCAGUGUUUUUGUUCUGAAAUGCAUUUAUUUUUUUCUUUCAACUUUAAAAAGAUGACAUUUUUAUUCCACAAGGAAGAUGCUCAUGUAUUGCUCCAUCUGCACAUGUUUUCUUUGCUUUUUGGAAGGGGAGAACUCUGUUAAUAAACACCUUGCUGCCAGUGAAGAUUACCACAAGGCAGGCUUUCGCCUUUCACCUCUACACAAAUGUCUAAAAGAGGAUUUUAUCAUGUUUUUUAUGUUUUAUUUUUAAAUUCUUUUUUAUUUUUUGUAAAAAACAUGAAAUGGUCCUAAAUCCCCCUAAAGAAAUCACAAGUUUACCUUUUUAUUUAAGCACGAAAAAUAAUUGAUCAUUUUUGUGGCAAAGUUGAACAGAAAUCAAUUAUUUUCUGAUUUAUUUACAAUACCCCAAGCUGCCAGAAAUAAAAUAAAAACUGAAAAUGUAUGCUGGAUUUUUUUUAUUAUUUUUUUUACCAGAGAGCUCUGAAUUAUUCAUUCCAUUGGACCCUCUAGUGAAGGGGGCAAGUGGCCUUAAAGCUGUAACCUUUUAUUUGCUUUUAGUUUUGUACAAAUGUGUUCUUUUGGUUAAAAUGUGACAAUAUGUAAAAAGCAUAGAGCGAUUUUCAAGUAAUUUAUAUAAUUCUUUAUUCUCUUAUGUUAUUUACUAUAGAUGAAAAAAAAUCUCAACUCCAUAAUCUAUGUGUCUGAUAAUGUUGUCAGAUUUUUCCCUGACAGCUGAUGUGCUGAAUAAACUUGUUACUUUAUGCAA
Messenger RNA from Oryzias melastigma (Indian medaka), 7081 nucleotides. It is a transcript of the gene cblb, whose product is annotated as Cbl proto-oncogene B, E3 ubiquitin protein ligase. The transcript has 18 exons. NCBI's taxonomy places the organism in Eukaryota, Metazoa, Chordata, Actinopteri, Beloniformes, Adrianichthyidae. Gene Ontology annotation, molecular function: SH3 domain binding; receptor tyrosine kinase binding; phosphotyrosine residue binding. Bases 1674 to 4394 code for a protein of 906 amino acids. Gene Ontology annotation, biological process: negative regulation of epidermal growth factor-activated receptor activity; cell surface receptor signaling pathway. The record is from RefSeq and is a predicted model, not a curated record. Gene Ontology annotation, cellular component: plasma membrane; membrane raft.